GGUUGCUUUGUAGCCGUAGGUGGCACUAUAUCACGGUAAAGAGUAAGUUACCUGACACGUCUCAAUUCCACCGCUUUUACGACCAGACACGGGAAAUUCUCCCUGAUUCCGGCAACAUCACUUCCAGUUCCAUCCCGAUGAUGCCAGUUCCGGCCCUGAAGACAUCACUUCCAGUUCAAAAAUGAUGAUGUCACUUUCACCAACCUGCUUUAAAAGCAGGACAACCUCCAUAAGUACUCAGUUCUGUUUUGGACUCAAAAUUAAAUUUAAUUUCUUAACAGGAAAUUGUUGCUAAAACAGCAAGAACAGUACUUACUUGCUAAGAUGAGAACAUUUACACAGCAAUGACAAAGUACAAUACAAUACAAUACAAUACAAUUUAUUUUUGCAUAGCUCAAAAUCACACAAGAAGUGCCGCAAUGGGCUUUAACGGGCCCUGCCUCUUGACAGCACCCUCAGUCUUGACUCUCUAAGAAGACAAGGAAAAACUUCCAAAAAAAACCCUAGUAGAGAAAAAAAUGGAAGAAACAUUGAGAAAGGCUGUUCAAAGAGAGACCCCUUUCCAGCCUGUAUUCCCAAUGUCUAAGGACAUGGAAGAUGUUACACAAUCUGGAAGUACAGACAUUGAAGCAGAGGAGGACAGCAGUGAACCACACUGUUUGGGUGAACAGAAAGAAUCAUCACAUGGAGAGGGAAGCCAAGUGGACAGCAGCCCAACCCUGUGUGAGGAUGAACAACUUCCUACAGAACAACACGUGAGACUAAUCAACAAAGAUCUCAUUCUACCUCCGCCUUUCUCCAGUGGGGUCUUUGUUACCCAGUCUGAUGGAGAAGCGCUGCCCAUCUGCACCCCUCCUCAGUUAAGCAGGACUGAGCUGACACCUGUGGCUCAUAGCAGUUUUCCACUUUGUCUCAGUAACGGCCAUGGACAUGAGAAAAAAAGGCUGCACUCAACCUCCACCCAGAAAAGUCAGCACAGCUUAAAGUCCACAGCUUCUCAAAUCCAACAGGUAGCUGGCAAUGAUUGCUGUGUGCACUGCAUCCUUGCCUGCCUAUUUUGUGAGCUGGUGUCAUUCUGCUCUGUGCUCAUUCAAUGCUUGGCUUGUGGAGGGGGCUGUGGUGGGACCUGUUGCUGCUCUGCUGCACUUAAGGCUGGAGGGGUCUGUGGAGGAAGCGAGACAGGUUGCCCUACCACCUUUGAAUGUGGGAUGCUAGAGGAAUGUUGCGAGUCCUCUGAUUGCUUGGAAAUCUGCUUGGACUGUUGUUCUAUUUGUUUCCCUGCCUGAUGACUAUUAUUAAGAAGGUCACCAGAAAGAGUUUCUGAUGCAGCUUGCUCAUGCUGACUUCCCAAGAGGAUAGAGGAUAUCAAGUUUCCAAAGAAAUCACUUUGCUUCCAAGCAGCGUCUUCACCACUUUCUAUAAAGACAGGAAGGUCUUAAUGAUUUGUGAAAAGUGAUCAUGAGGAGUGAUCUACUAGUUUUCAUAAAGAACUUGUGGUCAUUGUGUCUUCUAGACUGGCUUAUGAACUAGGUAGCCGAGUAUCCUUAAAGACAUACAAAUAAACUUACAGAGUAACAAGAAGACUCUGAAGACUUCAUGAAGAGCAAAGAGGUCUUUAAAUGUUCAGUUUUUCUAAAAGGUCCUUGGAGGAGGUCUCUGUGCAUGUCAAAAUUCCUCUUGCCUUUUUUGUAAAUUGCUUCCACUAAAGGCACUCCUUUGCCUUUAUGUAAGGCUGAUUUUCCUACCAUUGGGGCACACAUGCCAUGUUAGGUGAUAUAUCUUCAAUUAUUGUACUAUAUGCAAAGGAGAUGUUUGAUUUUGAAUUCUAACAAAAUUAAAUAAUUGUUUUGUCAACUCA
Molecule: messenger RNA, 1858 nt
Organism: Erpetoichthys calabaricus (reedfish)
Lineage: Eukaryota; Metazoa; Chordata; Cladistia; Polypteriformes; Polypteridae
Exons: 6
Coding region: 519-1286 (255 amino acids)
Source: RefSeq, a predicted model, not a curated record